This is a messenger RNA of Geodia barretti, 14999 nucleotides long. The record is from the annotation of a GenBank genome assembly. Lineage: Eukaryota; Metazoa; Porifera; Demospongiae; Tetractinellida; Geodiidae.
AAACCCUCGUCUUCGUCUUGGACGUGUGUAGUAGUUUCGUUGCAGAGCAGUCAUUAGGUUUUUCUGCGCCUAAAGAAGGGAAUAUAAUAAACUCCGAAAACCUAAUGGCCGAACUGUCCGGGGGUAGCACAGAGUGGAAGUGCCCCUACCCCGAAUGCGGGAUGGGGCUACCCGGUGCACUGCCCGGGAUGAGGUUCUGCCCCAAGUGUGGAAAAAACGUACGUCCAGGGACAGGAGCACAGCAUAGUCCCCAAAGUAGCAUGGAGUUUUCUAUGGAGAAGACACCUUCGGUGGAUAGACUAAGGCCAAUGCGGCAGGAAGGACGUGAUGAUCAAGCAUGUCAAGGGUCCGCUAGUUCACCUACACCAUCUGGAACCACCGAGGCUUCUCCGGAAACAGUAACUGUGGCUCCUUCAACUUCAGAAACUUCCCUAUCAGUAGUAACUGGUCAAAAUCUUGAGAUACAAACAGGGUUAAGUGGUGGAAUAUCCCAAUCCCCACCCCCCAAUGUUAAGACUGCUGAGAAUGGGAGUGCUUCAGAGCCAGCUGUGUCCACAAGGGUAGACGAAUAUGAAACUGCAGUAGAGGAGACUGAUGGACCGAAUAGUAAUCCAGCUGAAGUAAACAGUGCGGACGAAAGCUGUGGUAGCCUUGAAACAAACUAUACUGAAAGACAGUUAACACCACAACAGGAAAAAGAAAAGAAAAACUGGGAAGCAAAAUGCAAACUUGAGCUACAGCAAAAGGAGGAAGAACGACGGGAAAAGGUAGAAGAACAGAAAGAACAAGAAGCAGAAAGGAGAAAGAAGGGAGAGCAUGAACUCCAGCAAAGAGAAGCGAAGAAAAAGAACAAUGAAAAGGAGGACAUUGAGUUGCAGAAAAAAGAACACCAGCACAGAGAAGGACACAGAGAGCAACAAAGAGACCAACAAAUGCGGGAAGCAGAAAGGAAAAAGAAGGAAGAGCAUGAACUCCAGCAAAGAGAAGCGAAGAAAAAGAACAAUGAAAAGGAGGACAUUGAGUUGCAGAAAAAAGAACUUCAGCAGAGAGGACACAGAGAGCAACAAAGAGACCAACAAAUGCGGGAAGCAGAAAGGAAAAAGAAGGAAGAGCAUGAACUCAAGCAAAGGGAAGCGGAGAAAAAGACGAAUGAAAAUGAGGAUAUUGAAUUGCAGAAAAAAGAACACCAGCACAGAGAAGGACACAGAGAGCAACAAAGAGACCAACAAAUGUGGGAAGCAGAAAGGAAAAAGAAGGAAGAGCAGCGUAAAAUUGAAGUCCAGCAAAGAGGAGAAGAAAAAACAAAAAAUGAAAGGGAGAGAAAAGAUCAGCGUGAAAAGGAACUUCAACAAAGAGAGGAACAGAAACAACAGAAAAAGCGAAAAUUGACGACAGAACCUGGUGGCAAUGAUCCACUUCAGUCUGAAAGUGGAAGGAGGGGGCUUGGUAAUGGGGGUGGUGGUGACAGAACGAACAGAGGAGAUGAAAGUGAUGCACAUGGAAAGGGUAAUGGUGCUGGUGCGGAACAUGAUGGUGGUACUGGAAAUGGAGAUGAUGGUGAUGGAGUGAGUAGGGAUGCCAGUGGGGUGAACAAGGAAACGCCUGGUGUAAAUAACCCUAAUCAAACGGCUCAGCCUUAUAGAAAAUCUGAGUCUCCAGGUGAUCUUUAUUCUGGUACCCGAAACAGUAAGUCACAUGCAGAGGGUGCAUCAAAGACUGCGUCUGCUCAGGGAAAAGGUAUUCCCCCAGCAAACUAAGGAGAAGCAGCAACCAAAGUUUAACUACAAAAAACACCCCCUUGGAGAUUCUAAUGUUUUAACGGGUUUAAAUUCGAAGCGAUACAUGUUGGUGACAUUCCACUGUAUUCUACCAAAGCUGUUGUGGGAGUGGAAUGAGAAGUCCUGUGUGUACAUGAGGUUUGACGGAUUGGCUCUAGGAGACUGGAAAGUUGAUGUAGGAAAUUUCGAAGAACACCGGAAAUUAGAUGAAGGUGUGUAUGAAAUGACAUGUACAUUGAAAAUAGCCAUGGAUAUUCUGACUACUCCAAUGGGGUACAAAUAUGUUAUUUAUUCUCCAAAAAUGGCAAAUGAAAAUGACUGUUUUGAGUAUUUACAUUCAUUUGUUCCCCGCUACCGAAAUCCUAACCGAUGCUUGAUUAUACAUCCAGCCGAUCGUCGUGAUGGAAGUGAAUAUCGUCAGUAUGACUUCUUUGUUUAUCCUGAGGCACGAAAAGUAGAAAAGAGUGUUUUAAGUCAAGCAUGGGAUACCGGCAUUGGUAUUUUAAACAAAUAUGUCCUCAAUAUCCAAGAGAACACUGCGACCGAACAAACUUUUACUGCUCCCCCUACUGAUGAGAUGAUGAAGCGCUGCCUCUUGUUUUAUUUGGAGCCCUACCAGGAUGCUCUUUUAAAUGAGAAAGGCUAUCCGAACGAUUUCAGCGUGGAUGGUUUCAUAGCUCAAGUCAAGCACAUAUUUAAACAACAUCAUAAACCUGUCGUUCAACAUGGUCAAAACACCUAUGCCAUUACAGUUGACCUAAAGGAUGUUUUGAAAAAGUGGCUAGAAGAAAUAAUAAAACACCUUGAAGGUGUUGGUAACCCACUCUGCCGUUUUUAUCGUCUGUGUGUAUUGCAACGUGUUUUUUGGAUUGUCAUGUCUCCCAAUUAAAUGAAGUUGAGUGUGUCUACCCACUUUUGAGAAUGCUUCACAUCCAACCCAAUGUGGAAACCCAAACAUGCCCUAAUGUUUUGUGUCUGCGAAGUAUUUCAAGUAUAACAUGCCGAGAAAAAGUACAACAAGCUGUUUUGCAGCUCUGCAAAAAUGCCAUGAAGUUCAAGACAAUAUCAGAGCCCUGCUUGGACUGGCUCUAUGUUUUGCCACUCUGUCACUUCCUCUCUGUGCCAUUCAACCUUUUGCAAGCCUGGAGUAUAACCCAAGCCACCUUGACAGCCUUCGCGCAGAGAAGUUUGGUUAUGAUGAACUGCGCAGGAAGCUAAAACCGGGGUUUGUGGAUGCUUUCUAUACUAUCCUGCAGCCUUUUUUUCCUGCUGAUCCUCUGUUGCUCUAUGACUUUGUGUACAUUUGCCCUGAGGCCGAUUUUCAGAAGCUCUUUGACCAAAUCCCCAUAUUUCUCUCUCUAACUCAUCUAUCAUCUUAUACACCACUCCCCCACUUUAGUUCUACUGCUUCAAGUUGGAUGGUGUGGCUUGCCACUGUCAAUGAAAGAGUUAAAACAGACACUUUCAAGAAAGAGGAUUGUGUUGCCACUGUCAAUGCAGCAAUAUUAUUGAUGAAACGUCUUUUCUCUGAGUUGAAUGUCCAAGAGUUUCAAUUAGAAGUUCUUAAGUUGGCUCUCACAGUUCUGCUAUACUCGCUAUGUAAAAUGGAUAUUCUUGUUGCCCGAAAUGAACUCAAUGAAACUCAGUUAACUGAUGUUUUUGGAGUGUGCGAACUUGCUCUUCAAGAAUGGGUGAAGCGCAGUGAGGUAGUUGGAGGGAUCUAUUUUGGUAAAAGUGCUCAAAAAGCUACCAUAUUGUUGUAUGGAUCAACUGAAUUAAAGCUAUGGUUGAACAUAUCAUCCCUUGAAGUCCCACAAAACAGAAAAGUGGCUGAUGCUUGGAAUACAAGUGUUACAAGGGUGAUUAAACAAAGAGUUAGUAAGGUUCCAGACAGCAACAAGAUAUGGCUUGUGUACAUGUUGGAAGAGGGAGAGAGUAAGGAUGUUCAUCCACUUAUAUCUGAUGUUUUUAUGGAAGCUGCUACGGAGGCUAUUGACAGAAUGACAGAUUAUGGGAACCUUCCAGAAUUUGGCAAGUCUGAAAGAAUGGGUAAACUGUAUGGACGGAUAUUUCUCAAGAAGUACCCUCAACUGGGAACAGAUUCUUUUACUGUCUGCUUGGAUGACCUGCUAAGCUGGCCUUAUUGGGCCAACUUCAUCAAAAUUUACAGUGGAUCUUCUAAGGCAAAGGAUGGUUUGCCUCAAACUUGCAAGCAUGCAUGUUCGUAUGCAAUAUCCCUCCUUGAUGAAGUUUCCCGACAGAUCAGACAGGGUGAUAUCACUAUCAGAGAGCUUAAGAAGAUUCAUAGUAACCUUCAACAGAUUACUCGAUUGUAUCGUUCCGUACUAAAAGAUACUGAACCAAGUCCAGAAAGUGGUUCAAUAAAUUCAUGUGUAAAGAUGCGAUUAGAGGAGUUCCAGAUAUUCCAAGAAGAACUUGGACACCUGCAGCAUCUUUGCCACGUGAUACCUCAUGCUGUUAUUGGGAUUCCAGAGGCUGAUGCAGAAUUGCAGACGACUUAUGAGGAAUUCAGGAUCAAUGCGCUCUGUGUUCGGGACGAAUCUGGUACUGUCAGUGUUGCAUGUUUUGUCAACGCUCGUCCCCUUGCUUCUUUUGCAAAGAUGUUUUAUGUGUUGACAAAAAGACAGCACAGUAGCAUUUUUAGUGCCACAUGGUCUGCUACAAUGAAACAAGCCAGAAUAAACAAUCCGCAUCUAAGCACAAAAGAUCUUGAGUUGGAGGUGUGGAACCCAGCAUUUAGCCAUUGUGAGAAGCUGUUGCAAGAGAUGUACGAACUAACCAUCACUCUUGGUGAUGUAGAUAAACACUUUAAAAGCUAUAAGGAAAGUGAUAUAAUUACUCAAUUGAACCUCCUCCUUCAUGGUGUGAAUGAGUGUAAUCAGCUCAUGUGCUCAAUACAAGGGGUUGAUCAGCCACUACGGAACCGCUGGAUUCCACGUUCGGUUCAGAAAAUAGUGGAUUAUCGGCAGCUGUGCUGUUAUCGCGAUGCAGCUGACUCUUUCCUGAGGCUAAGGGUUGUUCUAAACCUUUCAGGAGGUGAUUUCAGUGACAUAGAAAAGAUAUCAAGAGAGAUUUCAUGUUCCAUGAAAGAUCAGAAGUUGGCUGAAAUCACUGAUGAGUUGAUCCAGGCAGGAAGGUUUCUGAGUGAAUUCACAGGAGAAAAACUUGAAUGUAUUAGGAGUUUCUGCUCAUGUCAAAAGAUUGUGGAAUGGAUUCGCCAAACAACCAAAGAUGUAAGCGACCUCCAGAACUUUGUGAAUUUGGCUCUUACCACUGCUGCUGGUGGAGAAGAUGACCUUACCAACGAUAGACUCUCUAGUCUCCGUACUGUGGGCAGUGGGUUCAGCUCUCUUAUUUAUAAGCUGAGGACAGACACAGGGUUCAGUGAGCUGCGUGACAGAUGCUCCUCUGUGUGGGUAGCCUACAAAAAUGAUAAAAACCUCCCAAAAAUGCUAAUGUCCUGUGAAAAGAUUCUUGACUGGUACAAGUCAGUAAAGGAGACACAAGCGUCGGUUGAAGUUACUUCUUUUGGUCAAAUGAAAAACAUUUUGAACUUUGGUUGCUAUGCUGUUGGUGGAAGUAAAGAUGUAGCCUUUAAUAGUAUCCACCGUGUUAUCCAUCUGAAGCUUACCCCUCAGGUAGGGAAAAAGGUUUUCAAGAUCAAAUACACUCUAGAUGACCUAAGAGACUUGGAGAGUAAACUAGUGCUCAUCACUGGAAGUAAAGCUGAAAACAGAGCAGAAGUUGACCAGUUUUUGAAUACUUUUCACUCAGUGUGUAGGAUAGCGGAGGUGCUCAUAAAGCUUCAACAAGCAGGAAAUUUACAGUACAUUGGAUGGAGAAUGGACUUCUACUGCCAGACACUAUUAGUAGAAGACCUACAGCUGCAUGCAAAGAAGAUGGAGGAUGAACUAGAAAGGUGGAAUAAGGAGGUGAUUCUGGCCAGAAAUAGCUUUUAUGAAUUAAACUACUACACCACACGUCAAUUGCUUGUCCUCCGAAGUGAGUUGGGUAUGUUGAAAAUCUUGCGGCAAUCAUCAAAGCAACAUAACUGGGGGCAAGUAAUGUCACUACUUGGAAGUAUCUCCAGUGCAAUAACUUUGACUACUGUCACAAACAUAGUGCAACAGGUAGUCAACACCCCUUUGGAAGACUUGGAAACAGACAUUUGUUCACCAUUUGAAACAGUUAGGGAAGAGCUUUCAUCAGAAAUACCAUCCGAGUCUUCCCCUAAUCCAGCUGACCAGUUAGCUGUAAUCAUUCCUGAAGCAGUUACAAGCAUGCCUCAUGUUGGGCUGUCACAAGCAGACCUCAACAUUGAGCAAAGGGCACACUUCAUGAACAUAAAACAAAAAUUUCCAUUCAGUGAAAAGGCAAUUCUUAAAGCUAUUGGAGCAGUUGAUGGUGGAGACUUUAAUGAUAUACUUAACUGGUUGGCGGAGAAUGGGGAUGAAUGGGACGAGGCCUCUCAGGAGGCUGAGGAAACUGGCACUAGCGAAAGUGAAAAUGACACAGACGACCCCCAGAGUGAAGAAGAUGAGCAGACAGAGUACGGUUCUGAGGCAGAAAGUGAGAUUGAGAACAUCCAGAGUGUGGUUUCUGGUCAGUCCCUUCAUUCUGUGAGUUCUCCAUCAUCAUCUCAACCACAGUCCAGAGUGGUGGUCACUCGACGACAGCACGUUGAUGAGACCAAUUCGGAUGUACAGAAGUUGCUGGAUGCAGGAAUGGGCACGGUUGAAGAGUGCAUCCAAGCUAUAGAAGUGUAUGGAACAGCAAACAUGGCAUUCGAUCCCAUGAUGAAGCUACAGGACGAAAAAACUAUGUCUGAAGACACUCCUCUUCCUUUGUUUUCCGUAUCUGAAGGACUCACAAUGCCACCAGUGAUGAAAACUGAUAAAGUUGUCAUUUCUGUGAAGGAUGUCAAGGAUCAAUUUUUAAAACUAAAAGAACUUGGCGCAGUUCUAAAAAAGCUCAGCGAGAAAUUUCCUGCUACUGUUCAACAGACAAGGAGUUUACUUUCAGAUUUGAAGCGAGGCCAACCUCAUCUACUAGUUGUCCCGCCAGACCAGGUUCUAAAAGCUGCUCUUUCUCUCUACAUGGAGGACAGCAGUCUACCCUUGCCCACACCUGAGGAGAUGCUCAUCUGCAAUCAGAACACUACAGCUGAAGAGGUAAAUCUUCUGUGGCAAAGGGCUGUGUGUGACCCAGACUUCAAAAGGAUCUUCUGUCUGGUCCAUGCAGAGAAGUUAUCCUAUCAGACAGCUGACAUAGCCCUCAGGGCUCUCACAGAAAUAAUUCAACACAAAACUGGUUACUCAUUGGUGAUUAUUUGCAGCAGCCUUGAUGAGGAUAAAAGUCUAAUCAUAUCCAAGCUACACCUUUACCGCAGGCCUUAUGGAGUUCCAGGCACAGCCAAGUGUAGAGAGUAUCUUGAAAAGCACUUUGUAAAGAAAAACCAGCCAUCUUACCAGCAAGUUCAGGAGAUGCAGAAAGUGGAUUGUCCUUCAGCUUCAGUAGUGGAUCCAAAGAGAUCAUGUGUCAGAGUUGUUUCCUCAAGUCGAGCUGGAAUGGGAAAGACCCUCUUUGUUAUUCGAAUGGCAGAGAGACUCCAGGCUGUGAUACCAGGACAUAACACACUUAUAACAAUCCCAGUUCAUGGUCCCGUGGUCACCAUAGACUCUGUUAUGGAAUCAGUAGUUCCUCAUGAGAACAGAUCAGAGUGCACCAUACUACACUUUGACAUUUCUCCUUCUGUGCUGUGGCAGGUGGACACCAUACUGUUCUCGCUCCUUGUCCAGGGAGGAUUGUGUGACAGUCAAGGUCGUGUGUGGAGGAACCACCCUUCACAGCUCUAUGCCAUUGAGGUCACUACACCAGAGAGAUGUGAAAACAAGUCCAUUCCCGAGCAUCUAACCCUACAAGUGCUAGAGAUGCUGCCAACUGUGACCUGUGUUACACCAAAGAUUGCUCUUUCUCUCAUGUCACCGGAUGAGACAGACCUUAGAGACCGAAUUGCAAUGGAUGAGAAGAAAUUUAAAAAUGAGGCACUUCAGAGAGUGUACCAGUACCUCAGAAGGCAUACUGCUGGCAACAAUCUGGAUCUAUUCUCUUACAACAGUGGGAUCAUUGAAGGAACUCCUCAAGACUGCCUGGAAAUUUGCCACAAAUACUGUGGAGUUAAGGAUCCUUCAUGGGCAGAAAUCGGGCACUUUGUCAAGUUCCUCGAUCUCCAGCUGAGGUCCUGUGAGAGGUCUUACUUCACCAACCCAGAAUUUGUGGGGGAUGUUAUGACUGGUUUCAAGGGGUUUGUUGUGAAGCUCAUGAUACAAAUGUCUCGGGAUUUUUCUACAUCAUCUCUGAGCGGAGAGGUAGCGCAAGAGAAUGAUGAAGCUGACGGGGGACAGGAUGUUCUCUCUCAAUAUCAGAUUGUCGAGAGAAAGAAAUGGGAGCACAGCUCUCAUCCUUACCUGUUCUUCAACCAAGAUGGAAUGAGUUUCACCUUUGUUGGGUUUGUGGUAACUGUUAAUGGGGACUUGCGCGACCCAGCUCACCCUGGAGUUAUUCUUGAGAAAGGGAUUAUGACCCAACAGCUUUACACCGGUCUAAAGGCCCAGAGAGUAAACUUUAAUGAAGAUUACCGCCAUUGGCCUAAGAAUGUCAUGAUUCAGAAGAUCUCAACGGUGAUGGGUAUAGAAUGGCCCCAUGAUCCAGACCCUACUUAUGUGCUAACAGUUGAUAACUUAAUCAAAAUCUUGGCCAUUCAGAUGAGAUUCAGGUGUAGUAUUCCAGUGGUGAUAAUGGGAGAGACUGGCUGUGGGAAGACCAGACUCAUUAGGUUCAUGUGUAACCUUGCCUCUCAGGGCAGCAGCCAGAGGAACAUGCUAAUCUUAAAGGUACAUGGUGGUACAACUGAUGAAGAUAUUGUGGCAUUUGUGAGAAAGGCAGAGGAGAUUGCAAAAGACAACAAGUCCAAGAAACUUGACACAGUUGUCUUCUUUGAUGAGGCCAACACCACUGAUGCCAUUGGACUGAUAAAGGAGAUCAUGUGUGACAGGAGAGUCCAUGGUCACCCUGUCGUAGAGGAUCUCAAGUUCAUUGCUGCAUGUAAUCCAUACAGGAGGCAUACUAAUAUGAUGAUAGAAAAAUUACGCUCUGCUGGACUUGGUUUUUAUGUGAGAGACACAGAAACACAACAGAAGCUUGGAAGGAUUCCACUGCGAGAACUAGUGUACAGGGUGAUUGACCUUCCUCCCAGUAUGAGACCACUGGUCUAUGACUUUGGUCAACUCAACUCAGACACUGAGAGAGACUAUACCACCCAGAUAGUCCAUGACCAUGUUAUAAAACAUGCUCAGUUGUCAAACCAGGACACUGGAAUCAUACCUGCCAUAGCCCGUGUACUAGCCUGGUCCCAGAAGUACAUGAGGGAAAGAAAAGAUGAAUGCAGUUUUGUAAGUCUGAGGGAUGUGGAAAGAGCUAUGGUCGUACUCAUCUAUUUUAUUGAGAAAAUGAACCUUUUAAAGAAGGAGGGGCAACAUCUAAUGAACAGUCAGAGACAGCAAGAUGGAAGUCCUGCUCCAGUCUCUCAAUCUAGUGACCUCACUCACUCCCUCAUUCUUGCUGUCAGUGUCUGCUAUCAUGCUAGACUCAGUGACAGGACUGAAUAUGAGGAUAAAGUUGCUCAUGAGUUUACAGCACCACUUGCACUCCCUGGUGGAGCAACUGAGUUUAGGAAUGUUAUUAGAUGGUGCCAGGAAGUUCUAUUAGGAAGUAUGGUGUUGGGAGAGAACAUUGCCCGCAAUGCUGCUCUGAGAGAGAAUGUGUUCAUGAUGGCAGUGUGUGUGGACCUGAGGAUUCCUCUGUUCCUGGUGGGGAAACCUGGCAGCUCCAAGUCUCUGGCCAAGUCCAUUGUGGCUGACUCCAUGAGAGGGCCGUCUUCUCAGACUGAACUCCUUAAGUCCUUCAAACAAGUACAUAUGUUCUCCUACCAGUGCAGUCAACUCUCCACUUCGCAGAGUAUAAUAGAAGUGUUUAACACAGCCAAGAGGUUCCAGAAGGACCAGGACACCACCAAGUAUGUGUCAGUGGUGGUGCUGGAUGAGGUGGGACUGGCAGAGGACUCUCCCAACCUCCCACUGAAGGCCCUCCACCCACUACUUGAGGAUGGGACUGAAGGGUCUGAAGACAGAGAUGAGGUUAUAGCUAGGGAGAAGAGGGUGGCAUUUAUUGGGAUCUCCAACUGGGCAUUGGACCCAGCCAAGAUGAAUCGUGGGGUGAUGGUGACCCGAGGAGACCCAGACAUUGAUGAGCUGGUACUCAGUGCACAAGGAAUCUGCCACGAUGAUGAGAGCAGUGAGGUCGAAGACAGACUUGGUAAAUACUUCCAGGUCCUGGCUGAGGCCUACCACAAGAUUUGUGAGAGACAGACGAGACAAUUCUUUGGUCUGAGAGACUUUUACAGUCUGAUCAAGAUGCUGUACUGGAUGUGUGAAAAAACAAAUAUGCCUCUCACUGGACCUCAGCUAGUCCAUGCCAUCAAGAGGAACUUUGGAGGACUGGAAGAGAGUGGGGUUGACCCUGAGAAGAUAUUCUUCAAGAGACUGCCAAUAAAUAUAGAAGAGGCACCUGAUCCAACUAAUAUAGACCCUGCGAUUUGGGAAUUUGUUAGUCCAGACAACACGCAACGUGGACUUAUCAAGACUAGCCUGAAAACAAAGGAGACUUCCUGGCAUGGGGAAAACCGGUAUCUGCUGUUUCUGACCGAAAACUAUGCAGCAUUGGAAAUUCUACAGCAGUACCUGCAGGAUCAAGAGAGUGGACACCCUUCACUUAAUGUCCAUCCGGAACAGCCUUCUCUUAAACCAUGGGAAAUGGCGCCUUUUGUACUGUUUGGUAGCAGUUUUCCUAAAGACAAAGAGUACACACAGGUAUGUCGGAAUAUCAACCAGAUCAAGAUCUGCAUGGAGAUUGGAAGGACAGUAAUCUUGCUAAACUUGGAAAAUUUGUACGAGAGCCUAUAUGAUGUUCUUAACCAGUAUUACAUCCAUCAUGGAGACAACCGAUAUGUUGAUCUGGGACUUCAAACUCAUAAAGUUAAAUGCCGUGUCCAUGAUGAGUUUAAACUGAUUCUCAUAGCAGAGAAAAACACGGUCUACAAAGAGUUUCCAACUCCACUCAUUAACAGACUAGAGAAACACUUCGUGCUCUACUCUUCAGUACUGGAGGACUGGCAGACUGGCAUACUUAGGGAAAUGAAGCAGUGGAUAACACACUUCUCACAUAUGCAAAGCUCUAAUUCUACAUUCAAGGAGAGUGAUUCCUUUGUUGGCUACCGGAAGGAUGUGGCAGCAGCAGUGGUGUUCCAGGCCUCCAGUCAGUUGAGGAAGACCUGUGAGAUACUAAUAGGUCAACAGCAGCUGUGGGAGACUGCCUGGAGGGAUGGCCUGCUUGGAGACUGCAGUCUGGAGCAACUGGCCGAGGAAGAUGAGGGAUCACAUAAUUGGAAAGAGGCGGUGUUCCUAAUUGGACAGUUUCUACUGCUACAAACCUCUCCACCUGCUGCUCUUGUCAGACUCGGCAAAAGCAGACUUAAAGAUGAUAUUGAGAGGCUGAAUCGGAUCUACAGAACUCAACAUCACCACUCCAUUGAGGAAUUUCUUACCUACCACUUGACCCAUGACAGUUUAAGAGGCGGCCUACUCCUACAGGUAACCACCCACAGCCACCUGCUGUCAUCAGAUGAAGUGGAUGAGCUCAGUGAUAGCCUGGAAUUAAGUGGUAGCCCGGAUGUCUUCUCCUUCCUCCUUCAAGAGUUUGACACUGAGUUGGACUUCACCAGUAAAGUCAGCUCAUUGUUUGUAAGGGACGAAGAUUUUCAUACAUCUUCCGUACUCAUCAUCCAGUGUGACUCUGGCCAUAUCAAUGGUGACCUCAUUGCGUGUGCUCGCUACCGCAUUGACGACAUACGAACCAAGGCACUCCUUAGAAGAUCGAAACAUGUGACACAUGUGGUCUUUAUCAUACACCUUCCAGUCCGUGUUGCUCACUCAACCUUUGUUGGAUUUCAAGGAGAUCCCUGGGUGUCAUGUCACAUUGAUGAGCUGAGACCCAGUAAGAAGAAUGCCAUCACCCUCGAGGUGGCCCAGGGAGUUACCGUCAGCCAACUUUUCUAUGGAGGACUGGAAUAUACAGGGCCUGAAAGGCAAACAUCAGAAGUAUCCAGCAAUAUGGAAAGUAUCGUCUUUAAUAGACUGUCAAGUGCAGAAGAGGGUUCAGAAGAAGCAAUGGAAGAUGAACACAAGAUGUUGCAGGGAAUCCAAGAGAUGAACGUUGAGGUUGAACAUUACCUUGAAGAUAGUAAUACUCAAUCUACUGACAGAGCGGAAGGGCCAAUAGAAACACAAGAAGAAAGCUCAAUUCAAUCUGACAGUCCUCUUGGCUUGCAAAAAGCAUCAAGUGUGAAUUUAACCUCUUCUGGUGUGAACAAACAAUGUAUUCGUUUAAACAGCUGCAUCCAGGCAGCCGCAUCUCGCCUGCAGGACUCAACUCGAGACAAACAGAGAGCGGCAGAGAGAGUGCGGCUCUUGAUUAAAGUCAUCCCACAUGACCCCAUCUUCCCUCUGGAACCAGGGACUUUCUACACGAUUCUUGUGUGUCAUAUUCAUCGUAUACUUCGAGAGAGAGAGGAAGUCUAUCAGGAUGAUGACUGGGUCCUCAAAGAAGCCAUGGAUAUGCACAAUUUGCAGACAGGAGGAACCUUCAUGAAUGUCCUCACAAGAAAACUGGAUGACAUUAUCAUUCCCUGUCUAGCAGAAAUUAUUGCAUUUGUGGACAGGAGCUUUAACUUGAGUCUUCUGCAGCCACACUAUUCUCCUCCUUUCUCUCAGUUCUGGCUAAGAAUAUUUGCCAAUAAGAGAGUGGAGGAGGCACUUAGGUUCACUGACUUGGUUGGAAGAGAAAAGGUUGAGAUUAAUCAUGAGAACUUCGCUUGUAAGUUUCCAUUUUUCUGGCUGGUGAAGGAGCUCGUAGAUUCUCACUGGGAUAGUGCACAGAGCACUGGAGGUACUCACAAACAGCAGGUACACAGGCAGUUGUGCUUGCUUGUGUCAGACAGUUCAUUGGGCGAUGUCUUAUUGAGCAUCCAAGAUGGAGGGCAGUGUGAGGAGCUUUACCAAUGCUACCUCCAUGAUUUUGUGUACAGUGUACAUAAAUGUACUCACCAAAAUGUCGAUGUGGAAUAUCAGCUGAUACAAGAUAGUCUUCAUUGUUUGGUUGUAAAGAGUCAAGACUUCAGCACAAUAGAUGCAAAUAUAUCACUUAUUGAUCGGAUUGCAGCUGUACAUGUUGUAUACCAAACGAAUUGUGAAUCUAUCCAUUGGUUUGGUCAGCUCACCUUUCACAGUCCUGGAAUAUUGGAGGGACUGGCCGAGUCAAUAAAACAGACUACAGGCUAUGAGGAUGAAGUAUCGAUGCUUCAUCUCUAUGCUGUGGAGAACACUCUGAGUUUCCUUGAGCCUCCAAUAAAGGCAGAUAGAGAGUCCCAAUUCUCUGAUGAGCAGUCUUUAAGACCGUGGUUCAACAAUCUGAAGGAAUUGAGCAACACUAUUGAGUCCGCCCUCAGUCUACCAAGUCAACACCCUAUUGCACUCAAAGCAAGGCUUCAUUGGCAGAAGAUUAAAGCUAUUCAUAUGUUUACUGAACAUGUUAUUUUGAAUCAUUCUAACAUGAUAGUCUAUGCCAGGCGACUUGACCUGGCUUUGGGUAGUGAGAGCAGUAACUUCCUAAUGUGUUCAACUAUUGAGAAAGUGAAGCGAAUUCUAAACAACAUGGUGCGAAAAUUGAAAAGUGAAAUGAUGGCUAAAGAACAGAAAAAGCCUUUACUUGGUAUCAAAAAGAGUUGUACCAAUUUUUUCAUUGAGGUUGUGUCCAGUUUGUGCUUUGGGCAGUCAAGUGCUCCUGAAGAUGCACUGGUCAUGGUCCUCCUGGACAUUGUCUUCACAGAGCAAAAGGAAGUGGAGGAAGGAGGGGAAGGAGAAGGAGGGAAACGUGGAACUAGAAAUCUCACACCUUUCAAGGAUGAUGUGAAGGACAAGCUGCCAGUUGUCCGCUCGUUCUUACUGCAAUUACUACUGGAACAUAAUACUGAGAAGGUGAAGUGCCACCUAAAGACCUACUUUGAUAGGUGCCAGGAGGCCCUUGUUGGAGGUAUGGGAGUGGACCAAGAUCUGAGUCUACUCUGUACCCAGUGCUUUGAGAAUUCUAUUGACAAAGAAUGUUGUGGACUCUCUUUGGAGAGCAAGGCAGAUGCUAUACUCAAAAGAAACUUGCUAACAUCAGCAACAGAUACCUUGGUCCAAUCGGCUGGUUUUACAGACCACACUAUUACAUUGGAGGUGUUGGAAAGUGUGGCUACAAUGCGGUACUGUCUUCGUGUGGUGGCAGAAGUUUUGCUACUACGUGUUAGUGACCAGGGUCAUAGCCUAAAUGUUUAUGGGCAUUUGAUCCAUCAACUGUUAGAAGGAACCAGAAAUGCUUGUACAGAAAGUAAGAUUAACUCCACCGAUACUACUGGAAAGUUGAACGCAACAGGCCCUAUACUGUUCCUGUUAAAGCUGCUAGUAUAUCAAGGAGGCUUUUCUUCGCUCACUAAGAUUUUAAAAGACCCUCAGUUAAAGUGGAUUAUACCUAAACAACUUGAACAUGAUCAGGAAAAAAAGACCCUUGAUCCAUUUGUGAUGUACAACCCAGCCUAUGCUACCAUAAGAGAAGAUAUGAGUGUUGCAGCAUAUGGCAGAGACUACGAAGAGCUGGAGCAGGACAUUGCAGAUUUGCAGCCUCAGGAGUGUGUCCCUCUACUCCUGAGUAUAUACCAAGUGUAUACUAUGAGCCGGGCCUCUACGAGUACUGCUAAGCAGCUUUUGCCAGAGACCAUCACCAAAGUAGAUUAUAUGAUCCUUAACUGCAACGCUCUCUCUCAAGAUAUGAAAGUUAUGGCAAGAAAGCUGGUAUGCAAUGAUCAAGGAGGUUCCCUAGCAGCCCUUCAGGUCACUGUUAGUCAAAAAACAGCUCAACAAUCACUAGGAGCACUGGUGGUGCAUGUAGUAGCAACACUCACCAGUAGGAGUAAUCUUGAUCCCCUCUGUCCUAUGGUGACUCUUCUCAAAGCACCUGGAACUCUAGCUGUGAGUUGAUUAGCACAUU